Messenger RNA from Homalodisca vitripennis (glassy-winged sharpshooter), 872 nucleotides. Its product is annotated as sperm flagellar protein 1-like. The record is from RefSeq and is a predicted model, not a curated record. The transcript is spliced from 5 exons. Gene Ontology annotation, biological process: regulation of cytoskeleton organization. Gene Ontology annotation, cellular component: axoneme. Bases 80 to 718 code for a protein of 212 amino acids. NCBI's taxonomy places the organism in Eukaryota, Metazoa, Arthropoda, Insecta, Hemiptera, Cicadellidae. Gene Ontology annotation, molecular function: microtubule binding.
GCUGAUUAUCAUUUGUUUACACAACAAGAAAUUCUUCAAACAACUACUUUCCUUUGGCAAAAAUAUUUGAAAUUAAGUAAUGGCAGUUUAUGAGAAUGUUGAAAGGCUGUAUGCAUGGAUUGAUGAAAUUCCUCUCUCCAGAUGUAAGAAGAAUUUAACAAGGGAUUUCUCUGAUGGAGUCCUGAUGGCUGAACUUUGUAAACAUCUGUUUCCAAAGUUGGUCGACCUUCACAAUUACCCCUCAGCCAACAGCCACACAGCCAAGGUAGUAAACUGGGAUACCUUGAAUAGAAAGGUGUUUAGCAAGCUGCACAUCCGAGUUACCCAAGAGUUGAUCCAGCAGAUCGCAGCAUGUAUUCCGGGUGCUCUAGAAUCUGUGCUGAUGGCUGUCAAGGAGAAGGUGGAGGCUCAGCAGAGGAAGAAUGGAGCAGUUCGGUCUCCUGAUGGGUACCAGCAGUUUCGGGGUGAAUGGGGUGACAACAUGGUGGCAGAUUCAUUUUCUGAUAUUGGGAUUUUAUCUGAAAUUAAAAAAUUAAAAUCAGAGGUUCAACUAAAAAAUGACACAAUAGCAGUUCUUAAUCAAAAGGUGGUUCAUCUGGAGAGCUUGAUUGACAUGAAGGACAAGAGGCUCAAAGAGUUAAUGGCGAGUGUGGACCGUCUCCAGGCGCAGUCGAAGGAGUCUCAGGAGAGUUUUUGUACCACAACAGCAGGAAACUGAAUGGUAGUUCUGGAAACUGUAGAGGACACAUCUGAUCGUUAGUUAUCUGCAAGGAAUAUUUUGUAUUGUAUUAAUACAGUGAUUUGUUUUAUAAAAUUUAUUGAGGUUAGUAUUAUGUGAUAGUACAACAAAUAAACACAUUUACACAAAAAAA